Molecule: messenger RNA, 219 nt
Organism: Staurois parvus
Lineage: Eukaryota; Metazoa; Chordata; Amphibia; Anura; Ranidae
Source: the annotation of a GenBank genome assembly
AUGGAGGAAAUGUGCCUAAUAAUUAAGGAAGUGGGAGUUCAAGGCCGAGAUGGGAAGAUUAGAGUGACUUUUGGGAGGUUGUUUGACCGAUAUGUGCGCAUCUCGGACAAAGUGGUUGGCAUCCUCCUGAGAGCUCGAAAACACGGAUACCUGGACUUUGAAGGAGAGAUGCUGUGGCAGGGAGUCCAUGACAAUGUCAUUAUAACUCUACUUGAAUAA